UCGCGUCGGGACCAGCGGGCGAGUCCGCGCAGCAAAGCGGAGCCUCCGCUUCCCGGGCGGCGCGUAACGUCCCGCCAGUGACCUCAUCGCCGAGGGGCCAGGGGGCGUGGCCUGUGACUUACGGGCGGGUCAGGGACAUGUCCCUAUCUUGUUUCUAUAACCCUCACCAUGGUUCCUUGAUACAUGCCACCGGACAUGCAGAAGUGUGGACGGACUGGAACAGCACUUCCAAGUUUAGCCAGUAUGGCUGGAGAUGCACCACCAAUGAGGAUGCUUACUCCAACAAAACCCUUAUGGGGAAUUGGAACCAGGAGCGGUAUGAUAUCCGGAAAAUCGCGCAGCCCAAACCGCUUCCUUCCCAGUAUGCUCACUACUUUGAAUCAGUUUAUUCGUCAGAUUACAACAAGGAAAGGCAUCACGGCUCAAGAAGAUUUAGACGAGAACCUCAUUGGUUUCCUGGACACCAGCCUGAGCUGGAACCCCCUCCGCUCAAACCGACUGCACGGUCCUGCUACAUGAUAGAUUACGGACCUCCUCAAGGCAGAACUCCCCUCAUUUGUGAAAUGCUGGGGAAAGAACAGGAGGGGGUGCAGCAAAAGCAAUAGGAGCAGAGAGAUGCUGUUAACCUCAGCCAUGUGGUUAGAAUGACUCCAACCUGUCUGCUGCUAAGGGACCAUCCUUCAAGUUGUAAAACAUUUCUGAUAUUAAAACACAGGGCAUCAGAGUGACAAGUAAAUGCUUUCUGAGGCUUAUGCCCUAUGGUUUGUCGCUCCCUAUGUUAUUUCUGCCUUCUGGCAUUUUAAUUUUUACCUUGUACAGAGGACUCUGACGUUUCCUUUUGUUGACCGAGUGUGGCUUGACGUGGCAUGGUACCAAGACAAAUAGUCCCGAGAGUGUUUUAAAGAUGUAACCGGGUUUCAUCAGCAAAUGGCUGCUUAUAAGUGUGACCAGUUAUUUUUCCAUAAAAUCUGAUUAAUUUAAUUUUAA
Messenger RNA from Trachemys scripta elegans, 987 nucleotides. RefSeq names its product chromosome 21 C11orf1 homolog (gene CFAP68). The transcript has 4 exons. The record is from RefSeq and is a predicted model, not a curated record. Bases 138 to 605 code for a protein of 155 amino acids. NCBI's taxonomy places the organism in Eukaryota, Metazoa, Chordata, Testudines, Emydidae. Gene Ontology annotation, cellular component: nucleus.